Adineta steineri is the source of this 110-nucleotide messenger RNA. The record is from the annotation of a GenBank genome assembly. NCBI's taxonomy places the organism in Eukaryota, Metazoa, Rotifera, Eurotatoria, Adinetida, Adinetidae.
GUUAUGCUUCAAUCAAUGAUUUACCAAUUGAAGAAGGAGAACGUAAAUUUUUUUGGCCACUUGGACGACGACCUGAUGAACAUGCUGGAUUAACAGAUUUAAAUCUAUAA